CUUGGUACAAUUAUUGCAAAAUAAAACGUCAAACAAAUCAAAUUAAUCAAAACCAACUAACAAAACGUACAUCUUACAAAAUGGUCGACAAAUACAACUUAAACCUAACCGGAUAUCCCUUAUUCCGCUUAGAGAACCUCUCAGAUUCCGGAAUAAACCUCGGUGACCUUACCAUCGCCAUUUGCAUCCUAAUAACCGUAUACUUCCAAAAACUCCUUGGCUUGGUCCGAGUAUCAUUCGGUGAGCACUUUAUCAUCACAGCUCUAGCCGUCCCCGUCGCCAUAAUCAACCUCUACUCCUCUGGUGACACUUGGUUAGUCUCCAGUUCAACCCCACGAGAUAUAAUCGCCAUGCUUGUACCUUUGACGAUAUUCGUCAGUGUCUUCAACGCAGACCUACAUAUUCUCCAUCAAUGCCUACCACAAGUCCUGCUACUAAACACAAUUGGUGUAUCUGUAUUCGUACUCCUCUUUGGAUUCGCCAUGAGCUGUGCAUGUCUCCGAGAAAUCCGCUGGGAUUAUAUCCUGUGUUAUGGCAUGGCUAUGGUGAGCAGUGACAGUCGCAUUCUGUUGAAAGUCUUGAGGACAAUUGACAUACAAAGCACUACAUUGGCAUUGCUCUUAUCAGAAUGCGUGACGACUUUUGCUAAUUCAUUGAUUAUAAUUGAUAUUUACAUGGGGUAUGCUGAUGGAACUGUCACCACGAUAUACCAGAUUGUGUUUAUUCAUAGCAGGAUGACAUUUCUGGGAUUAUUAGUUGGAUGUUCCUCUGGUAAAUUAUGCACAUUGGUGAUUAACCCAAAGAUACACAAUCAUAAAUACCUGAUUAUGACUUGGAUCAUCAUGGCGUACAUUAUGUACAUCAUCUGUGAAGGUUUCAUGUUCUGUUCCGGGUCCCUGGCGGUGUUAUCCUUCGCCAUUUUCAUGAGCACCGAGAAAAACCGCGUGGCUGUUUCUGCAUUUCAAAAAUGGAGUUUAUCAUCGAUAGUUGGCACUUUAUCAUCACCGCUUUUGCUUAUUUAGUAUCAGUGAGCAAUAGCUCCAUGUUCCUCAUACAAUUCUUCAACAUAAAAAUCAUUUUCCUCUCUUUAUGUGCCUACAUGUUCCGGUUGUUUGCUCGUAGCAUGGUUGUCCUCUGCAUGUACCCAUUUUUAUUCUGGCAUUCAAAAUGCAACGCUAAUACAGUUCUCCUGAUGAUAUUAUCACGCAGGGGAGUUUUGGAAUUGAACAAAGUGCAGAUAUUACUACAUCAUUCAAAAUCACACAAAAUGAUUCAGGAAUCCGCCUCGGUGACGUUGAUAUUAAUGACGUUGGAAGUGUUGAUGAAUUACACGCUGGUACAGACAUGUAUCAAGAACUUCGGGGCUAAUGUUGUGAGUGUUACACGAAUGACAAACAUUGCUAGUUGUUGUGAUAUGUUGACGAGCAAGAGGAUUAUCUACAUGCAUAUGUUCCAAAUGGAUCGGCAGUUUGGUGAUGCCAAUUGGAAAGUGAUACAAACCGCCACCGAGUUGUUGGAUUCUGAAAAAUUGAAUUAUGGGAAUCAGGAGAAGCAAUCCUAUGGGUUUAAACCUAGUUGUCUUGAAUGUCAAGCUUAUACUGGCUUGUUAAUGACACAAUAUGAAAAAAACGAGAAGUUAAAGGAAUUAAGAGUUUUAGUGCUUCGUACCCAAAGAGUAUCUUUCAUCCGUCAACGUGAACGUGGAUUAAUCUUAAAAUCAGACCUAAAAGGACUUUUCAACGCCCUGGAUGUAACAAGUGUCUCAAAAAGCAUCCAUAUUGAAAUCCCUGAAUUAUCUAUUCUAUACCAAAGAUCCCACGAACAGAACCUCAAAAAACUACUGGUGAAUAUAAGUGAAGAUAUGCAAACCGCCAUGCCUACCAAUAACCUCAAAUACGUAUGGAAAAUACUCUUACACCCCGCGUACGAGAUAAUAAUCUAUUUGUUCAUCGUCCUGGACGCUUUUCUCUUCUUCAAUCUUUUAUAUCUCGAUUGUCGCUUUGAUUUACUCUUCCUGAUACCAUACAGUGUGUUUGUGAUAGACGCCAUUUUAAGAAUCAUGUUAUUCUACAAUACGAACGUGGAUUCCAAAGCUUCCGAAGACAUUUGGAACAUAUUCGAUGCUUGCAUGAUGAUUGUCAAUACAGCCGAAGCAAUCGUAUUCACUUUUAAAAUGUUAUGUUCACGAUUCAAUAUUUUUGGUUAUGUAAUAUUCAUGGGGAUAAUGUUCAUCGGACGACUUCGAUUAGUAAAAAUAAUAAAACUUUCUCUAAGACUACAGAAGUGGAUCAUACGAUAUUGUGAUUAUCGAAUGGAGGAUCGUGUGCUAUCCGGAUACAGUCGCGCCAUCUCUAUUCUAUUCUCGUACCAUGAAGUGUUGCAUACGUUGCCUACAUUAGUCGACCAUGUUGAACUACGCCGAAUGAUUGAGAAGGAAAUUGUUAAAGAAAAGGCAAUUAUUUUAGCACAACUGAAUAACGUGCAGUAUAAACACACAAGAAGCGCAGUUAUCUCGAAAACAAAACGUAUUAUCAACACUUCAAUCGCAACAAUGAGAGAAACAAUCGUUGCAUUGAAACUUAUGGGAUUCACCGACGAAAUCGAAAAUCUUGAACUCAUCAAUCGCGUUGAGAAACUCCGCAAACCGAUUCUAAAGUUAUCCUACGCUGAGCUCAACUCACCUUCACAGAUUUUAAAAUGGCUGCCGUUUUUCGAAUCGAUGUCCGGCUUUGAAGCGCUGUAUAACGCGGCAGUUGAAUUGGAAUACGAGCCGGAAUCGUUGAUCCUCACCAAAGGCAAACUCAGCGAAGGGAUUUACAUCGUGAUUGACGGACUGGCUUCAAUGAAGCUGAGCAUGGAUGAAAAAGUCCGCGCGAGAGUGAAACAAUAUGGCGCCCUGCCGGUCAAAGAUUACCUCUGUGACGUUGAUUACUAUCACGCCAGUGAUCACUACGUGAUCAGUGGUAAUAGUAUGGGUAUUCUCUCAUUCCUCACCAAUCGUCCUUGUGAUUACGAUGUGCGCGCCAUUGUGAAAACACGCGUUUUCUUCCUGAAUGCCACCGCUUUGAACAUGGCGAUGAAUAGCAACAGUGAUCCGGUGCAUGGAUUGCGAUCUAGGUUAUGGAAAUACGUUUCGGUUAAUUUAGCGCUGAGUAUAAUGUGGCGUGUGCCGAUUUAUCGCAAUUUACGCGUUGAAGAAACUUAUUACUACAUGGAAAAGUCAUUUGUACCCAAUGUUAGUAGUAAAGAAAGUAUUUGUAUAUCCGAAGAUGUCGAGGAUUUGAUUUUGAUCGAAGGGAGAAUCAGGGAUAAGUAUAGUUUGAAGAUUUAUGUUGCACCGUGUUAUGUUCCAAGAUCUGUUAGAAAAAUGCAAUUUAUACGUAACCCAAGAUUGUUAAUCGAGCCACAAUUGUUUAUAAUUCCUUUUAAACCAGAACUGCACGUGAAAAUCUACGAAUUUUUGGAUACUUUUAGACCGACACCGAUGUUUGUUGAAGAACCACUUCAAAAUCGUCAAUCAAUAUUCUCAAGGUCAGCGUUUAAUAAACGCCUUAAUUUCUCCAACAUAAUCUCACCGAACGUAAGCUACAAAAAAUAUGCAAGAAUGCCACCAAGAUCAUCGAAAAAUGAAAGCAUACAUACUUUAUUAGAAGAUACAGACCUGAACAAAUAAUAGAAACUCCUGGAAAGCAGUUUUUAUCAUCUACAAACACUUUUUAAAUAUUUUUCAUUUAUCUAAUAACUAAUAUAGGCUUUUGUACAAA
Messenger RNA from Dalotia coriaria, 3764 nucleotides. Its product is annotated as sperm-specific sodium:proton exchanger-like. The coding region runs from base 968 to 3673 and encodes 901 amino acids. NCBI's taxonomy places the organism in Eukaryota, Metazoa, Arthropoda, Insecta, Coleoptera, Staphylinidae. The record is from RefSeq and is a predicted model, not a curated record. The transcript is spliced from 5 exons.